GGGCUGGCGAGGACGCGCACGUAUGCACGCAGUGUUUUUUAAAAGAUUGUACGUGCUCCCUCCCGGCAGACGACCCGCGCGGGUUUAGGCUCUUUGUGAGGAGGCGACUCCACCGGAUACCGGCAUCAUUCCUAGCAUGGCGGACGAUAAACCAAAGGAGAGUGUGAAAACUGAAAACAAUGACCACAUCAACCUGAAGGUAGCUGGCCAGGAUGGCUCUGUUGUCCAGUUCAAAAUAAAGAAACAUACGCCACUGAACAAGCUCAUGAAAGCUUAUUGUGAACGACAGGGAUUGUCAAUGAGGCAAAUUAGAUUUCGGUUUGAUGGGCAGCCUAUUAAUGAGACGGACACACCAGCACAGUUGGAAAUGGAGGAUGAAGAUACGAUUGAUGUUUUCCAGCAGCAGACGGGAGGAAACUUCUAGAACAAGUUUUGCUUAGUCUCACCCACUGCCUCCACUGUUCAGUUUCCUAUGUUCACAAUCAUCCCCCUUCCCUUACUGUACAUAAUAGGGGUGGAUGUGUGUUAUUCUAGGGGUUAAUUUUCCCUUUCCCUUUUAUCUCUGCUUUAAGUAUGAUUCUGGACCAAGUUAUUUUGAGAUGGUGGGUGCUUUGCACAGUCUCUCACCUCACUUAUUGCUAUGCUCUUUUAUUCCAGUAAAUUAUUUUUUUUUUUUUAAUUAUUUUUACAAGCCCAACAACUGCUUAGAUACACAACUGCUGUUGCUUGGGGUGCUGUACAUGGUUCUCAACUAGAAUACUUAAAGGGAGCAAGCCCACUUCUCAACUGGUAUUCAUUGUUAUCAUUUUUUUUUUUUUUUAUUACGAUUUUAUAACUUUUUGUAUGUAGCUGUUACAUGUAGCUGGGUGAAUAGGAAAAAUGUAAAAAGCUGAAAAAUCUUAGGUAUUCCCUUCUGGCAUCUCGUUGUUUAAAUAAACCUGGUUUAAAAGAAACUAUUAAGUGU
This is a messenger RNA of Hyla sarda, 964 nucleotides long. RefSeq names its product small ubiquitin like modifier 2 (gene SUMO2). Gene Ontology annotation, molecular function: ubiquitin-like protein ligase binding; protein tag activity. Gene Ontology annotation, biological process: protein sumoylation. The record is from RefSeq and is a predicted model, not a curated record. The transcript is spliced from 4 exons. Lineage: Eukaryota; Metazoa; Chordata; Amphibia; Anura; Hylidae. The coding region runs from base 137 to 424 and encodes 95 amino acids. Gene Ontology annotation, cellular component: nucleus.